AUUUAUUUGCUUACUCGUGUUUUUCGAAGCAUUGAAAACCUCUUUUUCUAUAAAUAUAAUCCACUUCUUUCUUUUAAGAACACCGUGGAAGUUAUGGAUGAGUGGUUCAAGAAAUACGGUGACAUCUACGGGAUGUUCAAUGGCGACGCCCCUUUUGUCAUGGUGAAGGACAUUGAACUUUUGAGGCGUGUGUUCGUCAGCGAUUUCGGUCAGUUCGUGGAGAGAGGGACUGUAUGGAGAUCCGUGAACAACAACCGGGCGUUUUGCAACGUGGUUAGCUUUGCGCGUGUGGACCGGUGGAAACCCAUACGGCGCUGUCUCUCUUCGGCUUUCACGGCCAACAAGCUGCGAGCGUUUGUUCCAGGCAUGGUCGAAGCCGUGGACACCUUCUUGGAGAUCCUGGAAGAGCAAAGCUUUCGCGAAGGUCCGGCUGGUGAACAGCUCGACGUGCGACCUUACCUGAACACCAUGGCGUUCGACGUGGUUGCCAGGACCACGUUUGGUAUGCGUCUGGACGUCCAGAAAAACCCGAGCAACCCCCUUUUCGUGCACGCCACGUCGGUAAUUCCGCGAACAGUCGCCACCCUCUUCCGCACGGCGAUCCAGCUUUUCUCGGACGUGAAAGGCUGCAUGCAUCUCAUGCUGACCUUGGAACGAUGGCUCGGAUACGAUGCGUUACAGUCGCUGGCCAAUUGCGCCAAACCCGCCAUCGAAAUGCGGAGAAAGGACUCGAAGCUGGCACGACCAGACCUUCUGCAGUGCAUGCUGGAAAUGGAAUUUGACAAAACCCAGAUAGACGUGAAUGGAUUCAACUGGACCAAGGAGGAAUGGGAACAAUGCAAAGGAAAGGAGAAUGUUACAAUGCCCGUUAAAGACGUUGCUGCCAAUGCUGCCAACAUGCUUCAAGCCGGGUUCGAGACUGUGGGGGUCACGCUGUCGCACUGCCUGUUCUGCAUCGCCAAGUUUCAGGCGGUCCAGGACAAAAUCAGAGCUGAAACUGAAGCCGUCCUGGCGAAACACGGGGAGUUCACCUUCGACGCCAUUUCCGACCUACAGUACACUUCACAGACAAUACUGGAAACACUGAGAAUGUACACCCCAGUGAUUGCGUUUACAACCAGACGCGCGUCCUCUGACUACCGCUACGAAAAUAUGCUUCUGCGCAAAGGUGUGAGCAUCUUGGCCUGCAGUCACCGAGUUCACCAUGACCCGAACCUGUGGGAGCGACCAGAUGAAUUCGACCCAGAAAGGUUCUCCCCCGAACAGAGAGCGUCCAGAGACCCGCUUGCCUUCCAAGCGUACGGCUUGGGACCACGAAACUGUGUCGGCAUGAAACUGGCGCAAUUGGAAAUGACGCUCGUUGUUGCCAAGCUCGUUCACCGGUUUCGGCUGCAUCUGGGCUCGAAACACGUUAACGGUGAACUGAAACGACACACAUACUCCAUCAUUGCAUGCCCCGUGGAUGGAGUCUGGAUCCGUCUUGAAAAGCUCACGGGUGGAUCAUAGCAAGACAGAUCGAGUACGCAACAAUUUUUCAAGCGAGUCCAGUCAACCAAGCAUCAUUUCCCGUCGCGCACGCAGAAGACAAAAUCACAGCGAAGGGGCUGCAAGUGUUCCUGUGUAUCAAGCAACAAAGAAAAUGCACAGCAGGCAGCGUCAUUUCAGAUACGAAAGACCUCUGUCGGUUCUCUGCAAACUGCUCCUGCCUUGUAUUUCACAUAAUGCGUCACUGUUAAAUAAAUGCUUAUUGCAUAAACAUGUGGAAUUUAGUAUAAACAUGAUACGCUCAGUGUUCCGCCAUUGAUAUCUGCAUCCCCUUUUGCCAUCUUACAAUUCAUGCCAACAAGAGUGAAAUAUUUAACUAGACUCUGAAGAAAUUUAUCUCGCUCGAUAAAUUUUUAGCUAUUGUGAAAGACUCUUCUCUUUAUUGAAUUUUGCCGUGCCCUCUGUGCAGGGUAGCAAACCAGAACCUCGUCAGGUUUACAUCCCCCAUUUCCUCUCCUUGCUGUGAUUGGUUGGUCCAUUCGGCGACAGAACAGCCACGCAGCUCCCAUGGUCACGAAACCCGUUCGCAAAGAAAAGCUUCGCUUUUAAACCACUUGAAAGACGGAACGUGACAUCACAAAAAGAAUAGUUUUUUUUCUGAAGCCACGUUAUUUGCAGAUAAGGUAUUGCUAUAUCUUUGACACCAUUCUGAAUAAACCUAUAGUGCCUGCUUGGCAA
Dermacentor silvarum is the source of this 2223-nucleotide messenger RNA. RefSeq names its product cytochrome P450 3A41. Gene Ontology annotation, molecular function: iron ion binding; oxidoreductase activity, acting on paired donors, with incorporation or reduction of molecular oxygen; monooxygenase activity. Lineage: Eukaryota; Metazoa; Arthropoda; Arachnida; Ixodida; Ixodidae. The coding region runs from base 94 to 1506 and encodes 470 amino acids. The transcript is spliced from 12 exons. The record is from RefSeq and is a predicted model, not a curated record.